Molecule: messenger RNA, 2512 nt
Organism: Jatropha curcas
Lineage: Eukaryota; Viridiplantae; Streptophyta; Magnoliopsida; Malpighiales; Euphorbiaceae
Product: Pentatricopeptide repeat (PPR-like) superfamily protein
Molecular function (GO): mRNA binding; protein binding
Source: RefSeq, a predicted model, not a curated record
ACAUAGCGAGUUCUUGAAGCAUCCAUUUCCUUAUGCAUAGAUGAGUUAAUGGUGUCUCUUCUCAUUCGCAAAUCCAAUGGACUUAAAAUGAAACUCUCAUUUUCGCCAACACUUAACUCUCUCUGCUACUACUCUCUGUUCUCCGUCUUCUCUACUAACUCGCUACGUUUCUACCAGCACAACAACGAUGAAUAUAGUAGCGAUAAGCCCACUUCACCGUUAUCUUCAUCGCCGCCGCCGCAGUUUUCUGCCAGGUCAAUUUGUUCACUGGUCUUGGAAUCUUAUUGUCAACAGACCUCCUACUUAAAACCAUCCCCUCCAAAGAUUAAUCUCCAAAUCGACCCCGAUUCUUUGACCCAUGAUCAGGCCAUUACAGUUGUUGCUUCACUUGCAGAGGAAGCGGGUUCGAUGGUGGCAUUGAGUUUCUUCAAUUGGGCAAUUGGGUUUGCCAAGUUUAGGCAUUUCAUGAGAUUAUACAUCGUUUGUGCUACUUCUUUUAUUCAUAAUGGCAAUUUGGAUAGAGCCCGUGAAGUGAUGCAAUAUAUGGUAAGGAGCUUUGCUGAUAUUGGGAGAUUGAAGGAGGCUGUUAGUAUGGUUAUUGAAAUGCAAAAUCAUGGCUUGGUAUUGAAUUCUCGAAACUUGAAUUUUGUUCUUGAGAUUGCCGGUGAUAUGGGUUUGGUUGAUUACGCAGAGAACGUGUUUGACGAAAUGCGUGAUAGAGGAGUGAGUCCUGAUCCCAUCAGUUAUAAAUUGAUGGUUGUUGCUUAUUGUAGAAUGGGCAGAAUUUCAGACGCUGAUAGGUGGUUAAAGGAUAUGCUUGAUAGAGGUUUCGUGGUUGAUUAUGCUACAUGUACUUUAAUGAUUAGCACAUUUUGUGAGAAAGGUUUUGUUAAUAGAGCUUUUUGGUAUUUUAAUAAGUGGAUUGAUAUGGGUUUGAGACCAAAUUUGAUCAAUUUUACAUCUUUGAUUAAUGGGAUGUGCAAGAGGGGUAGCAUUAAGCAAGCAUUUGAGAUGUUAGAGGAAAUGGUCAGAAAAGGUUGGAAACCAAAUGUAUACACUCAUACAGCAUUAAUUGAUGGGUUGUGUAAGAAGGGUUGGACUGAAAGGGCAUUUAGAUUAUUUCUUAAGCUUGUUAGGAGUGAUAAUUACAAACCGAAUGCAUGUACAUAUACUUGCAUGAUCAAUGGGUAUUGCAAGGAAAAAAAGUUGAAUCGAGCAGAGAUGCUGUUGAGCAGGAUGAAAGAACAGGGAUUGGUUCCUAACACCACCACUUAUACUUGUCUCAUUGACGGGCAUUGUAAAGCAGGGAACUUUGAAAGAGCAUAUGAGUUGAUGGAUUUAAUGGGUAAAGAAGGAUUCUCUCCUAAUAACUUUACAUAUAAUGCAUUUAUCGAUGGCCUCUGUAAAAAAGGAAGGUUUCCAGAGGCUUAUAAACUGCUUAAGAAGGGACUAAAAUGUGGAUUACAGGCUGAUAGGGUAACAUAUACUAUCCUCAUAUCUGAGCUCUGCAGGCAGGCUGAUUAUAGGCAGGCCCUGGCGGUUCUUAGCAGGAUGUUUAAAGUUGGCCAACAACCUGAUAUGCAUACAUAUAAUGUUCUGAUUGCAACUUUCUGUAGGCAAAAAAGAACAAAAGAAAGUGAGCAACUUUUUGAGGAAGCUAUGAAACUUGGUUUGCUUCCAACCAAGGAAACAUGCACAUCAAUGAUAAGUGGGUACUGUCAAGAUGGGCGUGUUGGCUCAGCUGUAAAGUUUUUCCAUAAGAUGAGUGAUUAUGGUUGCGCACCUGAUAGUAUUGCAUAUGGAGCUCUAAUAAGUGGGCUUUGCAACGAAUCAAAGUUGGAUGAGGCUUGUCAGUUGUAUGAAACCAUGAUUGACAAGGGGCUAAUCCCAUGUGAAGUUACUAGGGUGACAUUGGCUUAUGAGUAUUGCAAAAAGGGUGAUUCUGCUACUGCUAUGAUUAUCUUGGAGAGGCUAGAGAAAAAACUCUGGAUUCGGACAGUUAAUACGUUGAUCAGGAAGCUCUGUUGUGAGAAGAAAGUAGGCAUUGCUGCAUUGUUCUUUCAUAAGUUGUUGGAGAAGGAGCGCAGCGUGGAUAGAAUAACUUUGGCUGCAUUUAAAACUGCGUGUUACGAGAGCAACAAAUAUGCUCUUGUUUCUGACUUGACUGAAAAGAUAUCUAAAGGAUUUUGUUAGCAGCCCAAAUUUUUUGAGAACUGGUAAAUUCCAUUGUUUCAGAAACUGACCAGAUUAAGCAGGCUGUUCAAGGGGAUUUCAUUUACUUACCAGUCAGUUCCCCAGUCGUUUAAAAAAGCAUGGAUGCUCCUUAGGCGUCAAGAAUACAACCGUAUCAAAAACAAUCAACAAAAACUGUGCUGUCAUUUGAAGUGGAAUGGAAAAGGCUAAGGAAAAUUUUCUCAAUUGUAUGUUAUAUGUACCAGUGGCUUGUGAUAGCAAUUACAGAACAACUGAAAUUGAACAAGAAAAAACAGAAUAAACAAUUCUUUAUGACCGA